AUUUGUACUCUUUGUCUCUCCCGAUUUUUGUCAACACAAGUCAGUAGGAGUCAUCGCCAUGGCUGCUUCGCUCCAUUCUGCCGCUACUUUCCUCCAGCCGACGAAGAUUUCCGCCGCUACUUCUCGCUAUGGCCAUCUACGGUCAUCGCCUUCCGUCGCGAAGACCUUCGGCCUUGAAUCUUCCUCUGCUCGUCUCACUUGCUCUAUACAGUCCGAUCUCAGGGACUUCGCCGGAAAAUGCACUGACGCCGCCAAGAUCGCGGGCUUCGCUCUCGCCACCUCUGCUCUCGUCUCCUCGGGAGCAAAUGCGGAGGGAGUGCCGAAGAGGCUGACGUUCGACGAGAUACAGAGCAAGACGUAUAUGGAGGUUAAGGGGACUGGAACUGCGAACCAGUGCCCGACCAUCGACGGUGGCUCCGACGAGUUCGCGUUCAAGCCUGGAAAAUAUUCUGGCAAGAAGUUCUGCUUCGAGCCGACAUCCUUCACCGUCAAGGCCGAGGGUGUCAGCAAGAACGCACCUCCCGAGUUUCAGAACACCAAGCUAAUGACCCGCCUCACCUACACCCUUGAUGAGAUCGAAGGACCUUUCGAGGUCUCUUCAGACGGAACCGUCAAGUUCGAAGAAAAAGACGGCAUAGACUACGCAGCUGUCACGGUCCAGCUUCCGGGCGGGGAGAGAGUGCCGUUCCUGUUCACAGUCAAACAGCUCGACGCCUCAGGAAAACCCAACAGCUUUGGCGGGAAAUUCUUGGUGCCCUCGUACCGUGGCUCGUCCUUCUUGGACCCAAAGGGCCGUGGUGGCUCAACCGGUUAUGACAACGCGGUCGCCUUACCAGCCGGAGGCAGAGGGGACGAGGAAGAGCUGACAAAGGAGAACAUCAAGAACGCGGCUUCGUCCACCGGAGAGAUCACUCUGAAGGUGACAAAGAGCAAACCUGAGACGGGAGAGUUGAUCGGAGUUUUCGAGAGCAUUCAGCCUUCGGACACUGACUUGGGUGCUAAGGUACCAAAGGAUGUUAAGAUCCAAGGGAUUUGGUACGGUCAACUUGAGUGAUGUUCCCACAAUUACUUAGUCUCUGUAUUUGGAACGAACCUCUUUGAAGAUUCCUGUUAACGAUCUUAUAAUCGUCUUGACGCUCUCAUAUUUUUCCGGUCAUAUGAUCUUUAUAAUUCCCUAAAGUUGCAACC
Tarenaya hassleriana is the source of this 1188-nucleotide messenger RNA. Its product is annotated as oxygen-evolving enhancer protein 1-2, chloroplastic-like. NCBI's taxonomy places the organism in Eukaryota, Viridiplantae, Streptophyta, Magnoliopsida, Brassicales, Cleomaceae. Gene Ontology annotation, biological process: photosystem II stabilization; photosystem II assembly. Bases 59 to 1054 code for a protein of 331 amino acids. Gene Ontology annotation, molecular function: oxygen evolving activity. Gene Ontology annotation, cellular component: photosystem II oxygen evolving complex. The record is from RefSeq and is a predicted model, not a curated record. The transcript has 3 exons.